AAACCUGAAGGAGAAGAUGGUGGCGAAGCAGAGGAUCCGCAUGGCCAACGAGAAACACAGCAAGAACAUCACUCAGAGAGGAAACGUGGCCAAGACGCUGCGACCACAGGAGGAGAAGUACCCCGUGGGUCCCUGGCUGCUCGCCCUCUUUGUAUUUGUUGUGUGUGGAUCAGCCAUAUUUCAGAUCAUCCAGAGUAUUCGUAUGGGGAUGUGAUUCGCCAGGAGUCUCCGGAGCCCCGUCCCCCUCCUCAUGCCCUCACUGAGCCCGGCCAGCCCGCCGCCUUGCACACUUGUGAAGCCCUCGCCAACCCCACCUCCCCCCCCCCCCAACCUCCACCCCACCCCCAGAGGACCAGAGACACACACCAGACCUCAGAGAGAGAGAGAGAGAGAGAGAGAGACGCUUCCCCACACCCACCUCCACGCCCUCCUCCCUCCAUCAGUCUGUGGUACUGACAGCUUUUCUAUGGACAGUCUAAAACCACACCGGCUGGAGACCAUGUGUGUGUGUGUCAUUAUUUACUCAGCACCUGUCUGUGCGUGUGUGUGAGUGUGUGUGUGUGUGUGUGUGUGUGUGUGAAGAUGUGAGACUGUGCCGCCAGUGAUCCCUGCUAACAAUGUGCCAUAGCCUGUCAGCUCCACUGUUGGUUUGUGAGAAGGAUGUUUUUUUCAAAUAAAUGUCGAGCAUUUACCGGGCGCCCACUUCUGGAUCGUGCUUUUCACGGAUUGACGCUGCACACGUUUGUUCGUUGGCUCGCUCUCACACAUCCUCCCGUCG
Molecule: messenger RNA, 778 nt
Organism: Salarias fasciatus (jewelled blenny)
Lineage: Eukaryota; Metazoa; Chordata; Actinopteri; Blenniiformes; Blenniidae
Gene: serp2
Product: stress-associated endoplasmic reticulum protein family member 2
Exons: 5
Coding region: 17-214 (65 amino acids)
Biological process (GO): endoplasmic reticulum unfolded protein response
Cellular component (GO): endoplasmic reticulum
Source: RefSeq, a predicted model, not a curated record